This is a messenger RNA of Conger conger (European conger), 1656 nucleotides long. Its product is annotated as deoxynucleoside triphosphate triphosphohydrolase SAMHD1-like. Gene Ontology annotation, cellular component: nucleus. The transcript has 15 exons. Gene Ontology annotation, biological process: defense response to virus; regulation of innate immune response; dGTP catabolic process. Lineage: Eukaryota; Metazoa; Chordata; Actinopteri; Anguilliformes; Congridae. The record is from RefSeq and is a predicted model, not a curated record. Bases 1 to 1656 code for a protein of 551 amino acids. Gene Ontology annotation, molecular function: dGTPase activity.
AUGGCACGACGGAAGGAGCUCUCUGAGAUUGUUCGUAGCCGCAUUGUGUUCAAUGACCCUAUCCACGGCCAUAUUGAAUUGCACCCUUUGCUGGUGAGCAUUAUUGACACACCUCAGUUCCAGCGUCUGCGCCACCUCAAGCAGCUGGGAGCCACAGACUUUGUUUAUCCAGGAGCCUGCCACACCCGCUUUGAACACUCUAUUGGGGUGUGCUACCUGGCAGAAGAACUGAUGAAUGCCCUGAAACUGCGCCAGACUGAGCUGAAUAUUACUAAGAACGACAUACUGUGUGUCCAGAUAGCAGGACUGUGCCAUGACCUUGGACAUGGCCCUUUUUCCCACACGUUCGAUGGAAUGUUCAUCCCAAAAGCACGCCCGGGUUUGGGGUGGAAGCAUGAGACUGCAUCUGUGCAAAUGUUAGAUCACCUGCUCGACAAAAACAAUCUGAGGACAAAGCUGCCGGAUCAUGGGCUGAAACUGCCUGAGGAUUUGGUGUUUAUUAAGGAACAGAUCGCCGGACCCCUGCGGAACCAUGUUCCUCCCGGCCAGUGGCCAUAUCAAGGAAGACAGGAAGAAAAAUCUUUCUUGUAUGAGAUUGUGGCCAACAACAACAAUGGAAUUGAUGUGGACAAGUUCGAUUAUCUUGCUAGAGACUCCUACUACCUGGGCAUGAAAAAUAGCUUUGACCACCGACGCUACCUGAAAUUUUUACGUGUGUGUGAGGUGGACGGAUUGAAGCACAUCUGCCCUAGAGACAAGGAAAUGGAAAAUUUGUACGACAUGUUCUACACACGGUAUAGCCUUCAUCGCCGGGCCUGCCGGCACAAAGUGGGAAACAUCAUCGCAACAAUGAUAACAGAGGCUUUUGUGAAGGCUGACAAACACUUUAAGAUCAUAGGCUCUGAUGGCAAGACUUUCUCCCUCUCCACUGCCAUUGAGGAUAUGGAGGCUUACACCAAACUCACCGACCACAUCUUCCAGGAGAUCCUGAACUCCUCGUCUCCAGAGCUGGCUGAGGCUCGGGCCAUCCUGCAAAACAUCAAUUGUCGCAAGCUCUACAAGUUUUUGGGCAAGAUCCGACCCAAGAAUCCUGUGGCAGACACAUCGGAUGUGCGCGCCGCGAUAGCAGCCAGCAUUGCUCAAGCCUUGCCUGACAGCAGAAGAAGUGUAACACUUCAGGCUGAAGAUUUCGAAGUCACUAUUAUUAACAUGGAUUAUGGGAUGAAGAACCAUAACCUGAUCAAUAACGUGUAUUUUUACACCAAGAAUGACCCUAAAAAUGCCAGAAUCAUCAACGAAGACAAGGUGACCCAGCUCCUUCCGAAGAAGUUUGCUGAACAACUGGUCCGGGUCUACUGCAAGAAGACUGAUGACAUAAACUUUCAGGCAGCCAAGACCUGCUUUGAGAAGUGGACCAACUCCCUGGAAGGGGCUAACACAAGCCAGUCGUCCAGAUACGUUAAAACACGUAUGCCCUGUUGUCGCAACGGGGCGAUAGCAGCCCGCGCCACCAUUUCGAAGCAUCUGAAAACGUCGUUUCACCAAAUGACGGUUCAGAGCUCGCAGGUCCAGUAUUGGUCUCACACCGCCGUCUUUCUUUGGAACGAGGAAAUAAAGGGAAUAAAACCCUCGCAUUUCGUCGUGUUUGGGGACUAG